Molecule: messenger RNA, 564 nt
Organism: Nannizzia gypsea CBS 118893
Lineage: Eukaryota; Fungi; Ascomycota; Eurotiomycetes; Onygenales; Arthrodermataceae
Product: 6-O-methylguanine DNA methyltransferase
Exons: 2
Coding region: 1-564 (187 amino acids)
Biological process (GO): DNA repair
Molecular function (GO): methylated-DNA-[protein]-cysteine S-methyltransferase activity
Source: RefSeq, a predicted model, not a curated record
AUGACCACUACUACAAGAACAAGGCCCAAGCGGAAGCUGUCGGGAUCGUCUCCCGUGACCUUGAAGAAGCAGAAGCAGAAACAGACUACGCUCUCGUUAGCUACUAAGAUACCGCAACAGCCGUCUACAGAGAUGGAAGAUGCAGACCCAGACUUCUUCCGCAAGCAGCUGGAGCGCAUCUCAUCACACCCGUCUCUGACGCCUUACAGACGACGGGUCUAUCGAACCCUGCUCUCGGUACCCAAGGGCCAAUGGACGACCUACGCUGUACUAUCCGCCCACCUCUCUUCCUCUGCACGGGCAAUAGGUAACGCGAUGAAGACCAACCCCUUUGCGCCCGAGGUGCCCUGCCAUCGCGUUCUGGCAUCAAACCGCACCAUUGGCGGGUACAAGGGUAGCUGGGGCAACGGGGGAUCUUAUGCGGUGGAGAAGACGAAGCUGUUACGUGGCGAAGGGGUAGUCUUUGAUGGGAAAGGGAGGGCAGGUGGCGAGAUCUUUACUCAGUUUGUCGAUAUGGGCGAGGUGUUGGACAGUAAGAAGACAUCAGCAGCGGACGCAUCAUAG